CAGAGGCGGGCGGGCCCGGGGUGGGCCUUGCGGCGCAGCCGGGCGGGGUUAAAGGGCUUGGCCGCCAGACGGCGCGGGCAGAGCCGAGGUUUGGGCGCGGGCGGAUAAGGAUCGAGGGCUGGAGGUCGGAGCCCGCUGGUUUCACCUCAAUUUAAGAAAGAAGAAGAGGGAAGUAAAACAGUGGGAGGGAGGCAGCUAAUACAGAAAGUUUCUACUGUGGGCGGCUGGAGUUUAGUCCCUCAGGGGAACCCAGACCUCAGGAUCACCGCACCAGAGGGGAGAAGGAUGCUGCCCGUCGCGGAACACCUGCUGCUCCUCCUGGGACUGGAGAAGACCUCGUUCCGUCUGUACGCCGUGUCUGCGCUUCUGCUCUCCCUGCUCUUCUUCGUCUUCCGCCUGCUGCUGAAGUUCUUGAGCCUCUGCUGGCACUUCUACAACACCUGCCGCCGGCUGAGCUGCUUCCCCCAGCCGCGCCGGCGCAACUGGCUGCUGGGCCACCUGGGCAUGUAUCUCCCAAAUGAGACAGGCCUCCAAGAUGAGAAGAAGGUGCUGGACAACAUGCAUCAUGUGAUCCUGGUGUGGAUGGGACCUAUCCUGCCACUGUUGGUUCUUGUGCAUCCUGACUACAUCAAGCCUGUGGUGAGCGCCUCAGCUGCCAUUGCCCCUAAGGACGACCUUUUCUAUGGCUUCCUGAAACCUUGGCUAGGAGAUGGGCUGCUUCUCAGCAAAGGUCACAAGUGGAGCCGGCACCGCCGCCUACUGACCCCUGCCUUCCACUUUGACAUCCUGAAGCCCUACAUGAAGAUCUUCAACCAGUGUACUGACAUCAUGCAUGCUAAGUGGCGGCGCCUGGCAGAGGGCUCAGUGGUCUCCCUUGACAUGUUUGAGCAUGUCAGCCUUAUGACCCUGGACGGUCUUCAGAAAUGUGUCUUCAGCUGCAACAGCAACUGCCAGGAGAAGAUGAGCGAUUACAUCUCGGCCAUCAUUGAGCUGAGCGCGCUGGUGGUUCGGCGCCAGUAUCACCUGCACCACCAUCUCGACUUCAUCUACUACCGCUCGGUGGAUGGGCGGCGUUUCCGGCAGGCCUGUGACACUGUGCACCGCUUCACCACAGAGGUCAUCCAGGAGCGGCGGCGGGCACUCCGCCAGCUGGGCGCUGAGGCCUGGCUUAAGGCCAAGCAAGGCAAGACCUUGGAUUUCAUCGAUGUGCUGCUCUUGGCCAAGGAUGAAGAUGGGAAGGAACUGUCAGAUGAGGACAUCCGAGCUGAGGCGGACACCUUUAUGUUUGAGGGUCACGACACAACAUCCAGUGGGCUCUCGUGGGUGUUGUUCAACUUGGCCAAGUAUCCAGAGUACCAGGAGAAGUGCCGGGAGGAAAUCCAGGAAGUCAUGAAAGGCCGGGAGCUGGAGGAGCUGGAGUGGGACGAUCUGACCCAGCUGCCCUUCACCACCAUGUGCAUUAAGGAGAGUCUACGCCAGUUCCCACCUGUGACCCUGGUCUCCCGCCGCUGCACAGAAGACAUCAAGCUCCCAGAUGGGCGCAUCAUCCCCAAAGGAAUCAUCUGCUUGGUCAGCAUCUAUGGAACCCACCACAACCCCACAGUGUGGCCUGACUCCAAGGUGUACAACCCCUAUCGCUUUGACCCGGACAACCCUCAGCAGCGCUCCCCGCUAGCCUUCGUGCCUUUCUCCGCGGGACCCAGGAACUGCAUAGGACAGAGCUUCGCCAUGGCUGAGAUGCGCGUGGCCGUGGCGCUGACUCUGCUGCGCUUUCGCCUGAGCGUAGACCGGACGCGCAAGGUGCGACGGAAGCCGGAACUCAUCCUGCGGACGGAGAACGGCAUCUGGCUCAACGUGGAGCCGCUGCCUCCUCGGGCCUGAGCCCAGGGGAGCGAUCGAGGCCCUCCGCAGACCGAGGCCCAAGUCCCGCCCAGAGAGGCAAGGCCCCGCCCCCGGCGGGCCAGGCCCCACCCCCAAGAUCCCCAGGGCAUAGACCACGCCCCUCAAAGUCCAGGCUCCACCGUGAGCGGCCCUACGGUGCAGGCCACACCCGCCAAGGGAAGGCCCCGCCUCCUGAGGGUCAGAUCCCGUCCACUGAGCGCAGUUCCUGCUCUCUCAUUUGAGGGACUAGGGUUGGUCACACCCUCAGGGCCUCGGCCCCGCCCCCGUGACAUCGCGGAUUCAGGCCUUCAGGCUCCGCCCCCUGAGCCUUCCCCUGCGGGAUCUGAGACUUGAUAACUUAAGGUAUCUGGGAUUCUAGCCCGUGCCCCUACGAAUACAUUUCUAAAUUGACGAUUUGGGAGUUGGAACCCUCGGGUAGAGCCUUGAUCUGGGACAUCAUCUUCCUGAGGCCUCCAGCUUAUAUGGGCCAACUCCUCAGGCACAGGCUGCAUCCCAGGGCCUGGGCUGCUCACUUUGGUUGUUUUGGGAGCUCAGACCCUCCCUCCCAAGCCCCUUUCUUCCUCCCUUUGCUGAAUGUUCUGAUUUUUGUAGAGUAAAAGCAAGGGAUGUAGACUCUCCCACCGUUCACUCCCAAGCCUUCCUAGCCUGACACGCCCCCUGGGACCCAGCAGGGAAAAGAGGGGCCCUCCCUGGUCGGAAGGGAAGCUGUGGGCCAGGAGGCUGGGAAGCCAUUUGUCCUCAGACAUAAACUCUUUUUGGGACAGUUUGUGUAUGCAUUUAUUUUGUCAACAGAUCACGGUUCAGGCCUAUACUGAGGGCAAUAGAGAGCUAUAGAGGGUGUGUGAGCAGGGGCAGGACAGGACAUGGUCGGAUCUGGGUUGGCAGGGAGGUGGCUUGGGAGUGUGCGUGGGUGGUGGGGCUUUGGGCGUGGAAGUCAGGGAAGAGGGAGCCUGAGGUCCAGAUGGGAUGGGAGGGUUGAUAGCUGUGGGGGUAAAGGCGAGGGAAGAGGUAAGGGUAAUUCCCAGGUCUUUGGCUGGGGGAACAGCUGAUGGGGUGGUUCUUGAGAUGGUGGUAUAUAGAAAGUGGGUCAAUGCCAGGUUCUAUGACAAUGAUAGUAACUUUUCCAGUAUUUAUUGAGCAUCUGCUGUGAGCCAGGCAGUAUUUGAGCCCUUGUAUACUUGACCUUGUAGAGAGGGCAACAGUUGACACAUGAUUAAUAAGCACAUAAAUAUAUAAAUUCACACAGGGCCUUGGAGAUGACUGACUUUUAUUGUGAUGGGAACAGGGAGUCAUUGGGGUAUUCAAUAAUGCUGGUGGGGAGAGAGGUUGCAAGAUGGUCGGUGAAGUGUUGCUGAGAAGGGGCCAUUUCAACAAAGGUUUUAGGUGGGAGCAAUGGGGAGCCAUGUGGAUAUUUAGGGGAGGAGUUCAAGGCAGACAGAAAAGCCAAUGCAAAGGUCCUGAGGUAGGAACAAGCUUGGGAUGUCGGGGAACAUUGAAACCAGUGUGGCUGGAAGGGGAAGUGUGGAAGGAGACGAGGGUGGGAGGCGAUGGAAGAAGAUCACACAGACCUGGAGUCCUUUGACUUUUUUUUUGAGAAGGAGGGAGACACGGAGGGUUCUGAGCAGAGGAGGGACAAGAUUUGCCAUACAGUCAUUGGCUGCUGUGUUGCAUAGAGACUGGGAAGCGUGGAUGGGACUAGGGAGAGCAGAUGGGAAUGUCCAAAUUCGCCCAGGUAAGAGGUGACAGUGGCUUCGGCCUAGCUGUGGGCUGUAGAGGUGAAGAGGGGCAGCUGCAUUCUGAUGAGGAACGAUUACUCUAUCAAGGUAUCACGGGUUAGGUUUGCUGAUGGACUGAAUGUGGGGCUCGGGAGAAAGAGAGGGCCCCAGGUUUGAUUCUGAGCGCCUGGGAAGAUGGAAAUGUCAUCAACAGAA
Molecule: messenger RNA, 3833 nt
Organism: Manis pentadactyla (Chinese pangolin)
Lineage: Eukaryota; Metazoa; Chordata; Mammalia; Pholidota; Manidae
Product: ultra-long-chain fatty acid omega-hydroxylase
Exons: 14
Coding region: 286-1881 (531 amino acids)
Biological process (GO): ceramide biosynthetic process
Cellular component (GO): endoplasmic reticulum membrane
Molecular function (GO): heme binding; monooxygenase activity; oxidoreductase activity, acting on paired donors, with incorporation or reduction of molecular oxygen
Source: RefSeq, a predicted model, not a curated record